Molecule: messenger RNA, 1035 nt
Organism: Cryptosporidium ubiquitum
Lineage: Eukaryota; Apicomplexa; Conoidasida; Eucoccidiorida; Cryptosporidiidae
Exons: 1
Coding region: 1-1035 (344 amino acids)
Biological process (GO): protein retention in ER lumen
Cellular component (GO): membrane
Molecular function (GO): ER lumen protein retrieval receptor activity
Source: RefSeq, a predicted model, not a curated record
AUGAUGGUUUUAUUAAAAGGUGCUUCUCACAAAAAGGUGAUUUUUUCAUGUUUUUUACUGGUUAUUUUCCUUGCAAUCAUCUCCCAAACCUUAGCAGGGGACCAAGGAAGCAGCAACACUCAAAAUUCCUCACAAAAUGGAAGCUCUUAUAAGGGGAACUUUUUGUAUUUAUCUUUGAACAAGUAUGUCUGGGUUCAUGAUGCUUGCAGUUGGUUCCAUGCUCUAAUGUGUAUUACUUGCUAUGGAGUUAUUACUUAUAAGGUUUACAACGAUAGGAGUGCAUUAGGAAUUUCCAUGCAAACCUUAUGUGCGCUAUGCUUUUCCGAAUUUUGUGGUGCUCUUCUGAAUGUGUGGUUUUCUUUGUAUACUGGAAUUAUGUUGGACUGGUCAUUUCAAAUUGAUAUCAUUUCGACAUUUCUUUCAGUACUAUGCUUAUAUACUGUUUGGAGAAAGUUCUCAAACUCUAUUGAAGAUCAAUAUGAUACUUUUGGUCUCAAUAUUCUUGUAAGGAUACUUUCUGUUCUGGGUUCUAAUUCCGUAGAUAAGGAUGCUAUUCGAAGUGGAGAAAGAGCAGGAAAAAUCAAACCUACUGGUAUUGCAGGAUCCAUUUCUCGUUCCUUAUAUUGGCUUGUACUUUACAUUUUAGCCAUUCCACUUUCUUUCAUCUUCCUGAUGUUUAGAACCAGAAGAAGACUUGGCCUAAUCACUUCCCUUUUGGCUUAUGACGAUGCAGUUAGAGCAUUGGCCCUAGUUCCUCAAUUAUAUAUGUUUCAUAUUAAAAGCCCAAGAAAGGUUUCAGAGCAUUUGGCACUAUUUGUAGUCUUUGAAUUUGUACUCAAAGUGUUGGCACUAUUCUACUGGAUCUCAAUGCCUCUUUUUAGGUUGCCUCAUGAGUCAAGGAACUAUAAUAUAGUUGUCCAAAUAUUCAAUAUAGGAAUUUUGUUGGACUUUGCUUAUCACUAUUUCAGAGCUAAAUUCAACGGGGAGAAAACACUCCAGUAUGCAUCUGACUUAAUUAUCCCAUUUUCACUUUGA